Molecule: messenger RNA, 1859 nt
Organism: Quercus robur (English oak)
Lineage: Eukaryota; Viridiplantae; Streptophyta; Magnoliopsida; Fagales; Fagaceae
Product: oleoyl-acyl carrier protein thioesterase 1, chloroplastic
Exons: 7
Coding region: 310-1431 (373 amino acids)
Biological process (GO): fatty acid biosynthetic process
Molecular function (GO): fatty acyl-[ACP] hydrolase activity; acyl carrier activity
Source: RefSeq, a predicted model, not a curated record
ACGCAGUUUUCUCCGUCUCUUGUUCCAAUCCAAAGUCCAAACUCUUCUCAAGUACAGUUUGGUGAAUGGCAUCCUCGUUAUUUCCCGCCAACCCCAGUGGCAUUUUCCUCUCUCCAACUCCUUUCUCCUCGGUCUCAUCGACCAAACUUUUUAUAGUAACCUUUUAAAAACACAGAGUCAGAGACCCAAAAAAAUCACUAAAAAAAAAACACAGACAUACGCUCUCUCUCUCUCUCUCUCUCUCUCUCUCUCACACACACACACACAAAAACACAAACACUUUGUGUGCGUACGAAAAGAGAGAGUAAAAUGUUGAAGGUCUCGUGCAAUGUGUUGAGUGACCAAAGCCAAGCGAUAACCCAAUGUGGGUUUAUGGGCCGAGGGCCCAUUUUGACACGUGGGCACCGGAGAAAUGCCGUCGUUUUAGGCUCUGGUUCUGGUUCUUCGUACAAAGGUCCAAUUAUGGCUGUGGUGUCUGACCGGGUUAUCGGAUCCGGGUCAGGGUCAGGGUCGGGGACUCUGGCGGACCGUUUGAGACUUGGGAGCUUGACGGAGGAUGGAUUGUCGUAUAAGGAGAGAUUCAUAGUGAGAUGCUAUGAAGUUGGGAUUAACAAAACUGCCACUGUUGAAACCAUUGCUAAUCUCUUGCAGGAGGUUGGAUGCAAUCAUGCACAGAGUGUAGGAUUUUCAACAGAUGGCUUUGCAACCACCCCUACCAUGAGGAAACUGCAUCUCAUAUGGGUUACUGCUCGCAUGCACAUUGAAAUCUACAAAUACCCAGCUUGGAGUGAUGUGAUUGAAAUUGAAACUUGGUGCCAAGGGGAGGGAAGAAUUGGAACCAGACGAGAUUGGAUACUCAAGGACCAUGCUACUGGUCAAGUUAUUGGAAGAGCAACAAGCAAGUGGGUGAUGAUGAACGAAGACACCAGACGUCUUCAGAAAGUUAGCGAUGAUGUACGGGAUGAGUAUUUAGUUUAUUGUCCGCGAGAACCCAGAUUAGCAAUUCCUGAGGAGAACAGUAGUAGUUUGAGAAGAAUACCAAAACUGGAAGAUCCUGCUGAUCAUUCUAAGCUGGGACUUGUGCCCAGAAGAGCUGAUCUGGACAUGAACCAGCAUGUUAAUAAUGUCACCUACAUUGGAUGGGUUCUGGAGAGCUUGCCUCAAGAAAUCAUUGAUAGCCAUGAACUGCAAACUAUUACUUUAGAUUACAGACGGGAGUGCCAACAUGAUGACAUAGUUGAUUCACUAACCAGUGUGGAACCAGUAGAGGAUGCCGAAGCAAUUUCUAAGAUUCAAGGAACUAAUGGGUCUAUAGCUGCAGCAGAAAACAAUGAAGAUUUACGUCAGUUUCUACAUUUACUGAGAGUGUCAGGUGAUGGGCUUGAAAUAAAUCGAGGACGCACUGAGUGGAGAAAGAAACAUGCAAGAUGAUACAUAGUUAGUUGACUUUACUUUUCUAUUGCUUUCAAUGGUUCGUAUUCAAUCUUUCUUCUCGUGUAUUUUUUACUUUUCAGCUCAAUGGAUUUUGCUCCAAAAUUGUCUUUGGAGGGAGUCAGUUUCUUAUGCAUCCAUUGCACACAACAGAUGUCUCACAGUAAACCGGGAGGGGAAAUGCGGAAAAUUGUGGAUCUCAUCUGUUGUCAGACAUCAGUUGCCUGCAAUGGAUGCACUAGAGACUAACUCCGUUGGAUCAUGCAUGCAGAUUGCUUUGAGAGACUCCACGAGCCAUUUGAUGUAUUUUAUUUCUAGUUUUUCUUUGAUAUUUAUAAGCUCAAUGUUCCAUGUAUUGUGUUGAUAUUUAAUAAUCUUGGCAGGGAUAUGCCUCCAUUCCAUCCCUGCCCACCAGGCCAUUGCGAAUA